CUGGUAUGGAUAACGCAAAUGCCAACUCGGAAACACUCAAUGGCAUUCCCCGCGAAGCACACGACAUCUCCAUGACCGACGCCCCGACAGCCCCUUCAGCGCCACCAUCCCAACCACACCUCCAGGAACCAACCCCAGCGAUCCACAUUCCCACACAGCCGCAACCGCAACCACAGCAGCAGCAGCAGCAGCAGCAGCAAUCCACUUCCCGUGCGCCUUCGCUACACCCCGACCCCGCGGCAUCCACCGCUAGCUCCUCGACAACAGGGCCGACAAUGCCGACCGAAGCGAUUCCCCACGGCGCGCCCGUGCGCCAGUACAUCAACAGCAAGAUCACGGGCGUUUUACUUGAGGGUAUCAAGAUUGUUGCGCGGGAGCAGCCCAAGGAUCCACUGCGGGUGUUGGGGGAGUUUCUGCUACAGAGGAGUAAGGAGUUGGAGGGGAAGGACGGUGUCGCAGCAUCUGGGCCAUGAGUAGUCAACUAGCUAGGAGGGUGUAACAUAGGAGGAGGGCACGAAGGCGGUCCGGCAGCGGAGGGAAGACGGUAUGAUUGGGAGGAGAUAAUCACGACAGAAGAUUCUAAAGACGUCGUCGGCGUACGGAAAGGUGAAAAUCAUCUAGGCGAGGGCAGAGUGAGGAUUGCAUAAUCAUGUUUGCAAGGUAGCGUUUGAUCACUGAAAAGCUGAGGCAAUGCAUUGCAUAUGUAUCCUCCGUCAUCGUCGCUCAUCAUCCCAUGCUUUUCACGCCCGGGAGACAGCAAUACCCUGCGCCUAUUGCAUUACUCUAUAAUGCAAAUUUCAUUUCCAUUCC
This is a messenger RNA of Parathielavia appendiculata, 810 nucleotides long. RefSeq lists its product as uncharacterized. Lineage: Eukaryota; Fungi; Ascomycota; Sordariomycetes; Sordariales; Chaetomiaceae. The transcript has 3 exons. The record is from RefSeq and is a predicted model, not a curated record. Bases 6 to 473 code for a protein of 155 amino acids.